ACUCCAGUUUUGUCCACGAAAAAACCAGUGGAUUCCGACUUUGCCCUUCUCCUCUGCUCCACGAUCUUCCUCCUCCCCUUCCUCGCUCUCCUCUCCCCUCGGAGAUCGACGAGCGGGAUCGCCGGACCGAGAACUUGCGCUGUAGUUUGGUCCGUGGUCUCGCUUUGAGCUCCGAUUCGUCCUGCAAGAGUGUUAUUUUUCAUUUAGGGUUUUGUAGCGAGAUCUGAGCCGGAAUUUAGUGGCUUAGGAAGUGGUUGUUCGCAAUUCGGCCGGCGGUGUGGAGGAUCUUCGCUCGCUGAAAUGGCUUGAGAGAGAAAAUAAGAUGGCUUGAGAAGGGAAGGGUAGAACCAGCGGAAUAGACCGCAAUACGUUUUGGUAGACGGAUAUACUGGACAAUGGGAGGCCGCGAGACAGAUACCAAGGGGCCGAAGACAUCAGCUGCGCAGGAGCAGCCACCGGCCACAAGCGCCAGACCCAGCGUUUCAGUCUAUCCGGAAUGGUCUGGAUUUCAGGCAUACUCACCGAUGCUUCCACAUGGCUUCUUCCAUUCCCCCAUGGUAUCGAGUCCUCAGGCUCAUCCUUACAUGUGGGGAGCACAGCAAUUUAUGCCAACCUAUGGGACCCCACCUCCUCCAUAUGUUAUGUAUCCUCAUGGAGUAUAUCCACAUCCAUCUGUUCCACCAGUACAUCUUGGUUUGCACCCAUUUAGUCCUUAUGCAACGACUUUUUCAAAUGGUACUGCUGAAGCUUGUGGGAGUGUGCCUGCAAGCACAGGAGAUGCAAAAUCAUCUGAGGGUAAAGAAAGGAUUCCCAUUCAAAGAUCAAAGGGAAGUCUUGGAAGUUUGAAUAUGAUAACAGGAAAGAAGGACAAUGAGCUCGAUAAAACAUCAGGAGCAGCUAAUGGAGUGUUAGCACCAAGCAGUGACAGUGGAAAUGAAGAUUCAAGUGAAAGAAGUGAUGCUUACUCUCUGACUGACUCAGAACCAAAGACUGGUGUUGGACAAAGGCCUCCGGAUGAGACAUCCCAGAAUGGAACAAGUGGCAUAAUGACUGCACAGUCACACGCAACAUUACAUCAGACAAUGCAAAUAAUGCCUAUGCUAGCAGCUGGAGUACCUGGAGUGGUUUCUGGUCCCACUACAAACUUGAAUAUAGGGAUGGACUACUGGACUGCCCCAACGCCAUCUGCCAUUUCUCCAUUGCAUGGUAAGGUUUCUGCAACAGCAACCACAGGAUCUAUGGUUCCUGGUUCACUUGUUGAAGCCAGCGAAAGGGUUCCAUCAGAGAUUUGGCUACAGGAUGAAAGAGAACUGAAAAGGCAAAGAAGAAAGCAGUCAAACAGGGAAUCUGCACGUCGAUCAAGGUUGCGCAAGCAGGCAGAGUACGAAGAAUUGGCACAGCGUGUUGAGGUUCUAAAAGAGGAGAAUAGUGCCCUCAGAGCAGAAGUAGACCGAAUCAAGAAAGAAUAUGAUGGUCUUAUUGCUCAGAAUGGCUCUCUGCAGGAGAGAACUGGAGAACAAACUAAAGAAGAAGAAGACGCAAUAAUCAAGAAAUGCAACCAAUGCGCUGAAGACAACACCAAGAGGAACUUGGUUUCUGACCCACAAGCAGGGCAAUCAGAUGAUAAGCAGGGUGGUCAGUGAGAUUGCAACUGCUUUGUACCAUUUCCUCAAACCUAACCCUGACUAGACCUCGACAGUGUCCGAUGUUUUAGUAGACGGACAUACAAUUGAUGCAGUUGCUAAUUUAUGGUUCCAUGUUGUCUAUAUGGACAUCUCAUCAUGGCCGCUCACAUGAAAUGGUCUUGGCUGAUCUUUUAGCAGUCAAGCCAUGCAGCGUGUAUAGUGCUGGAAUCAAUUGGCUCUUCAUUUUGAGCAAGGAUAGGUACUUUCAUCCACACUAGAAGGAUAUGGGUAUUGUUACUGAUACGUGAUUGGAGUAUUGGAUAGCUAAAAGUGCUUUCCUAUAACAAUUAAGUUGUUUUAUGUAUUGUCCUUGUUGGACAAAACUAUGAAGCUUGUGUGUACGCUAUUCUUAGAUGUAAUGGACUUCUCCAAGAGUUUACUGCUCCCUUUUAUUGGGUCUUUAUAUGUAUGUGAAAGCCUUUUAA
This is a messenger RNA of Musa acuminata subsp. malaccensis (wild Malaysian banana), 2110 nucleotides long. Its product is annotated as bZIP transcription factor 1-B. Lineage: Eukaryota; Viridiplantae; Streptophyta; Magnoliopsida; Zingiberales; Musaceae. The record is from RefSeq and is a predicted model, not a curated record. Gene Ontology annotation, molecular function: DNA-binding transcription factor activity; sequence-specific DNA binding. Gene Ontology annotation, cellular component: nucleus. Gene Ontology annotation, biological process: regulation of DNA-templated transcription.